AUGACACAAGUCAAUGGCACUGAAGUUACUGAAUUCUGUCUUCUGGGAUUUGGUGCCCAAAACGAGCUUCAGUAUGUCCUCUUCACCAUAUUCCUUGUGAUCUAUGUGACCUCCAUGGUGGGUAACACAGGAAUGAUCCUACUCAUCAAGUUAGAUUCCAGACUUCAAACACCCAUGUACUUUUUCUUACAGCAUUUGGCUUUUGUAGAUAUCUGUUACACCUCCGCUAUCACUCCCAAGAUGUUACAAAACUUCAUAGUAGAAAAUAAAAUUAUAUCAUUUGGUGGCUGUGUAAUGCAGUUAUUGGUUUAUGCAACAUUUGCAACCAGUGAAUGUUACCUCCUGGCUGCUAUGGCAGUGGAUCGUUAUGUAGCCAUCUGUAAGCCACUUCACUAUCCAAUAAUCAUGUCUCGAACAAUCUGCAUUCGAUUGGUAGCUGGUUCAUAUGUCAUGGGCUCGAUAAAUUCUUCUGUACACACAGGUUUGACAUUUUCAUUGUCUUUCUGCAAGUCCAACAACAUCAAUCAUUUUUUCUGUGAUGUUCCCCCAAUUCUCACCCUUUCUUGUUCCACCAUUGCUAUCAACAUCAUGCUGCUUGUUGUUUUUGUGGGAUUUAAUUUGAUGUUCACUGUGUUGGUCGUCAUCUUCUCCUACAUAUAUAUCAUGGCCGCCAUCCUAAAGAUGUCUUCUAGUGCAGGGAAGAAAAAAGCCUUCUCCACAUGUGCCUCCCACCUGACAGCGGUCACCAUUUUCUACGGGACUCUCUCUUACAUGUACCUACAGCCUAAUUCUAAUAAUGCCCAGGAGAAUAUGAAAGUGGCCUCCAUAUUUUAUGGCAUUGUGAUUCCGAUGUUGAACCCCUUGAUAUAUAGCUUGAGGAAUAAAGAGGUAAAUGAAGCUUUAAAAAUGAUAAGGAAAAAGUUAUUUUAA
Molecule: messenger RNA, 930 nt
Organism: Lepus europaeus (European hare)
Lineage: Eukaryota; Metazoa; Chordata; Mammalia; Lagomorpha; Leporidae
Product: olfactory receptor 5AK2-like
Exons: 1
Coding region: 1-930 (309 amino acids)
Biological process (GO): sensory perception of smell; G protein-coupled receptor signaling pathway
Cellular component (GO): membrane
Molecular function (GO): G protein-coupled receptor activity; olfactory receptor activity; odorant binding
Source: RefSeq, a predicted model, not a curated record